Molecule: messenger RNA, 4147 nt
Organism: Lates calcarifer (barramundi perch)
Lineage: Eukaryota; Metazoa; Chordata; Actinopteri; Centropomidae
Gene: tafa5l
Product: TAFA chemokine like family member 5, like
Exons: 5
Coding region: 1097-1495 (132 amino acids)
Source: RefSeq, a predicted model, not a curated record
GUGCAGCAGCAGCGGUAGUGUUUCCUUUCAUGGAUUGAAGGAGGGAAGUCCUCUAGUUCGGUGUCGCCUGCAUGCAAAUGGAGUAGACCGGGACAGAGUGAGGCUGGGUUAACACGCUUAUCUGUUACCAGCACUUGACUUUGAGAGGAAGGGAGCUUCGCGUCGAGCCCGGGGAGCUAGACAUCAUUAGUGAGAAUUUUCCAGAGCCUCCACAAAGGCUCAUACAGGUGACAAGUGUUGCCAACUUCACCGCACCGCCUGCACGACGCGCUCAGGGUGCGUGUUGUCCAGCGCCGGUGCGCUGGGUGAGAGCCGCCGCACUUGUUUUGACGUGACAUUUCGCUUACGCAGCUGUGCAUAUGUGGCCACAUAUGACGCAUUUGCCUCCGUAGCUGUUUUUCAAACGCCGGUGGGUUUGGGCGCCAGAGUGAUGCAUUUUCGGACAAGUUUCCCUGCCGACUGGUGUGUUCGUCAUGUCCGACAGGGUUAAACUUGAGCGUUUCUCUGUAGAGUCACUCAGAGCCGGACUCCGUGCUGAAGUUGGUCGGGAAUAACAACUGCGAAGCGCAGAGGAGGGGGGGAAAAGAGGUGACAGCGGCGUUCAGGGGGUGUUGAGCGGCUGAAUUUACUACCAGCAUCAUCAGCAUCUCUGUGUGAGGAUCAAAACUGCGGGAGGCUGCUGCUGCUCACUCCUCUUCAUCUACACACACAGUUUUUUUUUAGCAGAAGCCUGCCAGUGAAUUUCAGCUUCUGAAACCACAGCUGCGUAAACUUGGCCAGAUCUGGUGACAUUGUAGCCUCUCUCUCUGUGUGUGUGUGUGUGUGAGAGAGAGAGAGAGAGAGAGAGAGUGUGUGUGUGUGUUCCUGUGUGCAUGUGUGUGCGGUGAGCAGCCUGGAUGGAUAUGCGGCUCACCGAGGGAAUUUGAAAAGCAAGGGGGGAUUACUAUCAGUCCCUCUCCUAUUAUAACCUCAAAAUGGAUGCCGACGACAGGCUGUGGAAACGCCACUGGAUUAGCCACUCUUGCGCUGAUCUGCUUGACAUCUAAGCGGCACGAACGUUCAAAGUUUGGAUAAUCUAUAAGGUUAAAGGUGUAGGAUGCAGUCUGGAGUGAAGACGCUCUCCGCAGGUGGAGGUGCGUCACUCUGCUGCCUGCUGCUCCUCUGGCUCAUCUACUCCCAUCUGCUCAGAGAGGGCCAAUUGGCGGUGGGAACCUGCGAGAUAGUGAUGCUCAACAGGGACAGCAGCGUUCCCAGACGGACCAUUGCCAGGCAGACAGCCCGCUGCGCCUGCCGGAGAGGCCAGAUUGCCGGGACCACAAGGGCGAGGCCGGCCUGUGUAGACGCGCGAAUUGUGCGGAGCCGUCAGUGGUGUGAGAUGGCUCCCUGCCUGGAGGGGGAGGUCUGCAGCCUCCUGUUCAACCGAUCCGGCUGGACCUGCACCAGGGGCAGUGGUCGCAUCAAGACCGUCACGCCUUUGCCCAAGGAGCCGUCGUAGGCUGCAGAAGAAAACAGCAGGCUCAUUGACAUCCUCAAUUCAAACAGGAUCUGAUGCCAGUCACUACACCCGAACAUUGUGUCCAUUCACCAAUGAGGCUCCAAAACUUUACACCAGGCCUGACCUUCAGUAAAAAAAAUUAAAAACAAAAAAUUCCCCCCGAGCUUCUCCAAUCACCACAGUGAAAGAGUCUCUGCAUACACUUCUGAGAACUCUGAGAAGUCUCAAGUGAGCAGCAUGGUACACCAUCGGCAUUGAAUUUUCACUGCAGCUAAAUUCAUGGACACAUCAUAGAAGAAAACCCUGAAAGGAACAGUUAUGAACAGGGUAGUGGAAUAUUCAUUGAACUACUUUACCUUUUGUUUUUUGUUUUCUUGUUAGCCACCAUUCAGUCUGCAGGGGGCAGCUCUUGAAGAUUUUUGGUACCUUUGUAGCUUGAUUAAGACUUUGUCAGAAGGUCUUUCAAAAGUCAGCCCCUUCAUCUUCUUUACUGUCACUGCUAUGAAGCUGUCCAGGGUUAUAUUCCAGCCAAGUUUCUUUAAUGACAGUUCGCUGCUGAAGAGUCGUGGCUUUACUGAGAUUGAGCCAGGCCGUGUUGUCCAUUGGAUUCUAGCCUUUUAACACCUUUCUCUCAUUUGGCUGGGUGAAACUUUAUGAGGCCAGAGCCAAAAUCUCUACAUACGCAGUGUGGCUAAUGUGGAUGUGAAAAAGCAUGAACGUCUAUGGGAAUGUCACAGAAGAGACGACACAGAUGAGCUGAGCCUCAGUGAAUGAAGGUCAUGAUGGUAACGUGGACAUUUUGGAUGACUUAGCUUAUAACUUAUGUUUUUUAUGUGGUGCCAACAUAGACUAGAAGAGUAGUUUUUGUCAAUGAACCUCACACAUCUUGUACACACCACUGGGAGCAUUUAGCAGAUGUGGACCCCUGGCUCAUUUUAAUGGUCCAUACUUCAUGUGUGUGUGUGUGUGUGUGUGUGUGUGCGCGCGUGUGCGUGUGUUGGACAUGCAGAGAUACACUGUGAAAUAAGUCAUAUCCGAUGCAUUAAUCAUUCUCUUGUAUAUUUUGGGGACACGCCCAGACCAGACCUCACCAUCUGGCAAAAAGAAGCAUUUGUGAUUUUACAGAUGUUGGAUUUCAUUUGAAUCGCAGAUACGCAAAUGAAUCCUGUGUUUGCCUUUUCUUUUUCUUUCUUGUCUUUUCUUUAGUAUAUAGAGAUAUUUAUAUUGGGGAAAAUAUUAUUGAAACUGGGGAAAGAUCUAAAGUAUGUCACAUAAGUUAAAUUCUGUAAUUAAAAAAUCAAUUUAUGUGUGAUUAAAUGUAUUUCAGAAUCCUUGUCUAAAUUGACUAUAUUUUGAUAUGAAAUGUUUUGGCCAGCUGGAAGUGUUAUUUGCUGAUUUCAGACGCUUGAUAUAUUUAAAGUUAUAUUGUGUAUAUAUACAUAUAUAUUCAGUUAAUCUAUUUUAUGUUCUGUGGAUCUCAUUCCAAGAGAAGGUGAAGAAAAGGAGGAGCACAAGAGUACAAGAGGUGGAGUGAAAUAUUUCAACAACACAGAAGAAAAUAAAACACAGUCCAAGUACCACAAUACCACAAGCUACAGUAAUCUAACAGAGGUAAUGUUUGCUGCAGGGUGAUUUCAUAUUGUACAGGUGUUCCUGUUAAUGUGUCUGCUCCCUGUUUUGUUUUUUAAUUUUAUUUCUUUGUUCUAAAAAAAAAUCUGUACAUCUCCAUCUUAAUGUAUGCAUUUUAGGAUAUAAAGAGAGCGACCGCUCCUGGAGCUGUGGAGUGUGUAUUUGGUGUGUGUGUGUGUGUGUGUGUGUGUGUGUGUGUGUGUGUGUUUUCCAGGUUAAAAGUGGUUUGUGUAGUGAAAAAAUACCAAUUUCCACCUGAUCCCUUACCUUUGAUUUCAUGCUGCCUCCAUUUAUCGCCUCUUUGGUUUCCACUCACCUUAAAUAAAUCGUCCCUUUGAUUUGACUCAUUGUCAACGCAGGAACUGCUGCUGCAGUCCCUCUCAGCCGGUCAAUGGCUGCUAGAGUUUUUAGUGAAAUCUGAAAAAGAACAAAUUUCUGGACCUCCUCCUCUAAAUGUCAGAACAGUAGGUAGGCAGUCAGCACAAUUAAGUUUUCUAUAUUAGCACUGAGCCGCUAACACUGGAGCUCUGACACAGUGUGGUGGAGGGACUAUCUAAGACCCCAAGCUGAGAGAAUGUUCUCAAAUUGACAGGACUAUAUAUGCCUUUAGUGUUCCUCAGAUGUCUAUAUAUAAAUGUUUUGUCCUUUUAUUUCACACUGUCCUUGUUUUGAUAGAGGUAUUGGGUGAAAACUACAAAACUGCAGGCCAAUUAUUUCCCAAACAUGAAACUCAACACAAACAACACAAACAUGAAAGCAACAGUAUCUGAGACAAAAGUUUUCUUGUGCAGGUUAAAAUGAAAUUUAGGCCCAUGUACAUCAUGUAUUAUAAUGCAUAGUGCAUUAAAACAGCAGCAUAUUGCUUUACAAACGUUGUCAUAACCUUCAUGUGAGGGAUGAUUGACAGUGGGAUGUGUGGUAAUUAAAGAAUAAUGCACAGUGUGAUGUACUUUUUUUCAUAACUGCACAGAGCAUCAUGAUUUUUCCAUCUAAUAACACGAACAAUUAAAAAAGUACACUUAA